Molecule: messenger RNA, 1467 nt
Organism: Striga hermonthica
Lineage: Eukaryota; Viridiplantae; Streptophyta; Magnoliopsida; Lamiales; Orobanchaceae
Source: the annotation of a GenBank genome assembly
AUGACCGGCAACCCCAAUUCUCUCCUUUCCUCUUAUUUCUCGUCGACCUCGUACCAGAAAAAGGCGGUCCAAACACUGGCUUCGCGGCUCACCCAUCUGCACAUCCCGCCUUCAUCUUCCUCCGCCGCCGAGGACCCAUCUCAGGAUUUCGAUUUUUCCGAUCUGUUCGGACCCGCCGCCGCCGGCGGCGGGGGUGGCUCCCCUUCCUCCUCCGCACUCUUCCUGGGGGACCCACAGGUCAUCCACCACCGGUCCCACUCGUUCGUGGGUCCAUCCCCGCGUUUCACCCUGUCCAAAUCCCUGCCUCCUUUCGAGCGGGAGAAUCAAGAGGAGCUUUACUAUUCAUCCGACGAUAUUGCUGCUAACGACGUGAAAAAUGGAGUUAUUGAGUGUGAAAGUGAGAGUUUUUGUCACGCCGAUGGCACUGAUCUUGACGGCGCCGAUGUGGGGACGAAGAGAGUGGGGCCGGGGGAUUUUGAGAUCAUGAGGGUGAUCGGUAAGGGCGCGUUUGGGAAGGUGUUUCAGGUGAGGAUGAAGGGUAAGAGUGGGAUUGAUGGAGAUGGGAUUUUCGCGAUGAAGGUGAUGAGGAAGGACACCAUAAUCAAGAACAAUCAUGUGGAUUAUAUGAAAGCUGAGAGGGAUAUCCUCACCAAAGUUGUGCAUCCUUUUAUUGUUCAGCUCCGUUACUCGUUUCAGACGAAGUCCAAGCUGUACUUGAUCCUGGACUUUAUAAACGGAGGCCAUCUGUUCUAUCAUCUCUACAGGCAAGGCAUCUUCAGUGAGGACCAGGCAAGGGUUUACACUGCUGAGAUAGUAUCUGCUGUAGCGCACCUUCACAAGAACGGGAUUGUGCAUCGAGAUUUAAAACCUGAAAACAUUCUCAUGGAUGAUGAUGGGCACGUGAUGCUAACUGAUUUUGGGCUAGCCAAGGAGAUUGAUGAAUCGAGCAGAUCAAAUUCAUUGUGCGGGACGACAGAAUAUAUGGCCCCAGAGAUUUUGCAGUCUAAAGGGCAUAACAAGAAUGCCGAUUGGUGGAGUGUUGGUAUCCUUUUGUACGAAAUGCUCAAUGGCCAGCCGCCAUAUACUCAUGCAAACAGAAAGAAGCUCCAGGAUAAAAUCAUCAAUGAAAAGCUGAAGCUUCCACCUCGUUUAACCGGCGAGGCUCAUUCUUUGCUUAAAGGACUUCUUCAAAAGGACCCAUCAAAAAGACUCGGAAGUGGGCCCAAAGGAGCGGACGAGAUCAAAUCCCAUAAAUGGUUCCGAACGGUCAACUGGAAGAAACUAGAAAAAAGAGAAUUACAAACCAAGUUCAAACCGGACGUGAGCGGAAAAGACUGCACGGCUAAUUUUGACAAGUGUUGGACGACUAUGCCCCUGGACGACUCCCCUGCUCCCACACCAACAUCCGGGGAGCAUUUUCAUGGCUACACUUACGUCGCACCUAAUCCAUGGCUUUCAUCCGUGUAA